Messenger RNA from Entrophospora sp. SA101, 198 nucleotides. The record is from the annotation of a GenBank genome assembly. Lineage: Eukaryota; Fungi; Glomeromycota; Glomeromycetes; Entrophosporales; Entrophosporaceae.
AUGAAUUUGAGUCUUGCUUCAAUAUUGUAUCGAGAAGGAUUUGAUUCUUUAGUCCAACGUGGAAAUCAUACAAAACCAGAAAACAUUCCGACCCAAAGAUAUCGGCUUAAACUUAAAUAUUCUGAUAAUCGGCCAGUGUUAGAACAGAUGAAAUGUGUUAAUAAAGGUUCUCAAACUAGCUUGUAUGAAUGUCAGUGA